UCUAUUUUUUACAUGCACAAUUUUGUUUAAAAUGUUUUGUGUAUCAAUGAAUUGAUUGUAUUAUGGUCACGUGACGAGCCGCAGCACCAUCCUCAUUUGCAGUGACCCUCCAUUAGGAGGUUAAUCAGUAGCUGUGUGUUGGGUGGUCCCAAACAGAGAACACAGCCUUAAUCAUGUGACCUUUUUACAUUUAACGAGCUGCAUGAGUUUUUUAAUCCAGUCAGCAGAGCUGUGCACCACACUCAUCAUCUGCAGCCGGACCAGACCACUUCAAGCAAGCCCUCCAACACCAGAACCAGCCUGUGACCUCUCAUCCUUCUCUGUUUAGGAAUUCUGCAAAUAGAAGUGGAAAUCUAUACGAAGAGAAGAAUCUUUACCUAUUAUGGAGCUGUCUCUGGCACACCCAGCGGUUAAAGCCUUCAUGUGCGGCUCCUUCAGCGGGACCUGCUCCACCCUGCUGUUCCAGCCGCUGGACCUGGUCAAAACCCGCCUGCAGACGCUGCAGAGCACCGUGCAGCCGGGGUCCGGUAGAGUGGGGAUGAUGACGGUGCUCCUCAGUGUGGUGCGGACAGAGCGCCUCCUCGGACUGUGGAAGGGCGUUUCACCGUCUUUUGCUCGGACCAUCCCGGGAGUGGGGAUCUACUUCAGCACCUACUACUCCCUGAAGCAGCAUUUCUUCCAGGACGCCAGGCCGGGGCCCCUUCAGGCUGUGCUGCUGGGGGGAGGAGCCCGCACCGUGGCGGGGGUCCUAAUGCUGCCGGUUACCGUAAUAAAGACGCGUUUUGAAUGUGGCAGGUACAGCUAUGUGAGCGUGAGCGGCGCUCUGCGCAGCGUGUGUCAGACUGAAGGUCCCGCCGCUCUGUACUCUGGCCUCAUGCCCACUCUCCUCAGAGACGUCCCUUUCUCCGGGAUCUACGUGAUGUUCUACAGCCAGACUAAAGCCUCCUUACCCAGAGAGAUCAGUGAGUCUCCCUCUGCCCCUCUUGCAAGCUUCAGCUGCGGGAUCCUGGCUGGUGUUCUGGCCUCUCUGAUCACGCAGCCUGCAGAUGUCGUCAAAACACACGUCCAGGUCAACCCCCAGCUGAAGACGCCAGAAGCAAUCAGAUACAUCUACAUGACACAUGGAGCUCAGGGCUUCUUCAGAGGAGCGCUCCCUCGCUCUCUGAGGAGGACCAUGAUGGCGGCCAUGGCCUGGACGGUGUACGAACAGAUGAUGGCGCACAUCGGGCUAAAGUCCUGAAGGAGGACGGUGGCGAGAAGAGAGCCAGAGAGGAACGACAGUGACUUGUUUUUAUUUCACUGCAGCGUCGAGACGGAUGAGUGACAGCAGAGAGCUGGUCUCGCUCGCUGGCGUCUGACACGUCAAGAGAAAUGUAGACGGUGUGGGACGGCAGACGCCGUCUAUUAGGUCUGUGAAGCUGAAAGCUUCCAAAUAAUGCAGGUACCAGGUUUCUGUUGCACUGAGAGUUUGGAUGGGAAUACUGCAAAAGCUGAAGAUUGUUUCCAGCAUUUGGAAAUUCUAAAGUACCUCUGAGUAGUUUUGUCACUUCAUUAUGGAUUUGCACCUUAAUCUCAGCAAGAGGAACUGAAGAAACUGAGAUUAAAGUUUUCUUUAAUCAAGAAAAGUUUUAUGCAUGACUGUUUUAAUUGCAAAAGUGUUUACAGUCAUUUUGUCAAUAUAUAUAUUUUUUUAUGAUUAAAGGAUAAAACACUGUUGUGAUCUGAAUGUUUGUCUGUACUGAAAUUCCUUCAGAAUAAAUGAUUCCGCACCUCA
Molecule: messenger RNA, 1774 nt
Organism: Oryzias melastigma (Indian medaka)
Lineage: Eukaryota; Metazoa; Chordata; Actinopteri; Beloniformes; Adrianichthyidae
Product: mitochondrial glycine transporter A
Exons: 7
Coding region: 383-1240 (285 amino acids)
Biological process (GO): glycine import into mitochondrion
Cellular component (GO): mitochondrial inner membrane; mitochondrion
Molecular function (GO): glycine transmembrane transporter activity
Source: RefSeq, a predicted model, not a curated record